This is a messenger RNA of Phacochoerus africanus (Common warthog), 4457 nucleotides long. It is a transcript of the gene SIM2, whose product is annotated as SIM bHLH transcription factor 2. The transcript has 11 exons. The record is from RefSeq and is a predicted model, not a curated record. Gene Ontology annotation, biological process: regulation of transcription by RNA polymerase II. NCBI's taxonomy places the organism in Eukaryota, Metazoa, Chordata, Mammalia, Artiodactyla, Suidae. Gene Ontology annotation, molecular function: protein dimerization activity; RNA polymerase II transcription regulatory region sequence-specific DNA binding; DNA-binding transcription factor activity, RNA polymerase II-specific. The coding region runs from base 644 to 2683 and encodes 679 amino acids.
CAUAAACAAACGCCGCUCGGUCGCACGUGGACCGCGGAGCUGCUGUGCCUCGCGACAGAUCGAGGGCUCCGGGCGCCCUGCUUCCAGGCACAGGGAACCGCCGGGGAGGGCAGGAGAGCGCUCCCGGGCCGGGCCCCAGCCGCCUCAGCUCCCCUCCCGCUCCAUGGCUCCGCAGCCGCCGCCGCCCGUGCCGCCCUCCUGUUCGGAGGGGCCUCGCGGCAGCGGGUACGAACACUCCGUCAAGGACUAAACAGCACCGCCGCCUCCUCGCGGGCCGCUCUUCACCGCCAAGGAAAGCCAAGGCAGCGGAGACAAGAGGAGGGAGGAAGGAAGAGUGAGCGGAGGCAGGCGGGAAGCCGGGGCUCUGCUCUCCGCGGGACAGUCCAGCCCGAAGGAGGCUGCGCCCGGGGCGGCGGCGGGCGGAGCGCGGGGCGGCGCCCGCCGGGUUGCCCAGGGCUCUUGGCCCGCGGCUGCGGAGGAGCGUCUCGGUGCCCUCGGUCGGCCCUGCGCACCUGCCCGCGGCCUGCGCCCCAGACCCAUCUGGCCCCCGGCGCCCCCUUCCCCAUCACCGCCGCUGCUGCCGGAGCGGGGCUCCGCGGGCCUGGAGCACGGCCGGGUCUAAUAUGCCCGGAGCGGAGACGCGAUGAAGGAGAAGUCCAAGAAUGCGGCCAAGACCAGGAGGGAGAAGGAAAAUGGCGAGUUUUAUGAGCUGGCCAAGCUGCUCCCGCUGCCAUCGGCCAUCACCUCGCAGCUGGACAAGGCGUCCAUCAUCCGACUCACCACGAGCUACCUGAAGAUGCGCGCAGUCUUUCCCGAAGGUUUGGGAGACGCGUGGGGACAGCCCAGCCGCGCGGGGCCCCUGGACAGCGUCGCCAAGGAGCUGGGAUCGCACUUGCUGCAGACUUUGGAUGGAUUUGUUUUUGUGGUUGCAUCUGAUGGCAAAAUCAUGUAUAUUUCGGAAACCGCUUCUGUACAUUUAGGCUUGUCCCAGGUGGAGCUCACCGGCAACAGCAUUUAUGAGUACAUCCACCCCUCCGACCACGACGAGAUGACGGCAGUCCUGGCAGCGCACCAGCCUCUUCACCAUCAUCUGCUCCAAGAGUAUGAGAUAGAGAGGUCCUUCUUUCUUCGAAUGAAGUGUGUCUUGGCGAAAAGAAACGCUGGCCUGACAUGCAGCGGAUACAAGGUCAUCCACUGCAGUGGCUACCUGAAGAUCAGGCAGUAUAUGCUGGACAUGUCUCUGUAUGACUCGUGCUACCAGAUCGUGGGGCUGGUGGCCGUGGGCCAGUCGUUGCCACCCAGCGCCAUCACCGAGAUCAAGCUGCACAGCAACAUGUUCAUGUUCAGGGCCAGCCUCGACCUGAAGCUGAUAUUCCUGGAUUCCAGGGUGACGGAGCUGACGGGGUACGAGCCGCAGGACCUGAUCGAGAAAACCCUGUACCAUCACGUGCACGGCUGCGACGUCUUCCACCUCCGCUACGCCCACCACCUCCUGCUGGUGAAGGGCCAGGUCACCACCAAGUACUACCGGCUGCUGUCCAAGCUGGGCGGCUGGGUGUGGGUACAGAGCUGCGCCACCGUCGUGCACAACAGCCGCUCGUCCCGGCCCCACUGCAUCGUGAGUGUCAAUUAUGUCCUCACGGAUAUCGAAUACAAGGAACUGCAGCUGUCCCUGGACCAGGUGUCCACGUCCAAGUCCCAGGACUCCUGGAGGACCGCCUUGUCUACCUCACAAGAAACUAGGAAGUUAGCAAAACCCAAAAACACGAAGAUGAAGACAAAGCUGAGAACAAACCCCUACCCCCCACAGCAAUACAGCUCGUUCCAAAUGGACAAACUGGACUGCAGCCAGCUCGGAAGCUGGAGAGCCAGCCCCCCCGCCAGCGCCCCGGCUCCCCCAGAACAGCAGCUCCAUUCAGAAGGCGGCGACCUUCUGUACGCCCCAUCCUACAGCCUGCCCUUCUCCUACCAUUACGGACACUUCCCUCUGGACUCGCACGUCUUCAGCAGCAAAAAGCCCAUGUUGCCGGCCAAGUUCGGGCAGCCCCCAGGAUCCCCGUGCGAGGUGGCGCGCUUUCUGCUGAGCACGCUGCCAGCCGGCAGCGAGUGCCAGUGGCACUAUGCCAACCCCCUGGUGCCCAGCGGCCCGUCUCCAGCUAAAAGCCUUUCCCAGCCGCCAGCGAACACAGCUCGGCACAGCCUCGGGCCAAACUAUGAAGCGCCCGUCGCCGCCGCGCGCAGGUUCGGCGAGGACACCGCGCCGCCGCCGCCGCCGCCGAGCUUCCCGAGCUGCGGCCACUACCGCGAGGAGCCGGCGCUGGGCCCGGCCAAGGUCGCCCGCCAGGCCGCCCGGGACGGGGCGCGACUGGCGCUGACGGGCCCGGCCCCCGAGUGCUGCGCGCCGCCAGCUCCGGAGCCCUCGGGCGCGCCGGCGCAGUUGCCCUUCGUGCUGCUUAACUACCACCGCGUGCUGGCCCGGCGCGGGCCGCUGGGGGGCGCUGCGCCCGCCGCUCCCGCCCUCGCCUGCGGCCCCGGCGUCCCCGAGGCGGCAGCCGGCGCGCUGCGGCCCCGGCCCCCCGCCCCCGCCGCCGCCGCCGCCGCCGCCGCCACCGCCGCCUCGCCGCCCGGCGCGCCCCUGCCGCACUACCUGGGCGCCUCGGUCAUCAUCACCAACGGCAGGUGACCCGCCCGGGCCGGACCGCGGGGUCCUGGGGCCGCCCGGCCUCGCGCAGGGCUGCUCGCGGGGAGAAGCCAUAGGCCAGCCUCCUUGGCUCCCGUUUGGCAGAGUCCAGCCGAGUCACGAGGGGCGAGCUGUAUAUGCACGAUUUAAAUUAAUUUAUACAGAGACGACUAUUUUGCUAGAACGCCGCCGCCGCCUUUUAGAUUUGUACCGUAGACGCCAUAAACGCCGCCGUAGAGGACUGAGACUCUGCGACAGGGGGAGACCUGACCGCCCGACCUCUGUUCUCCAAGAGCCCGGUUUUCUGAAAGGGCGAAGCUGAGCGUCCCCGACGUCCCACGUGUGGCCUCACUUACUCCGUCUUUGGGGACCCUUGGGGUCCUCACCUUGAAACCAGGCUUGCGCGUCUUGCCUUGGCCCAGAUGCUCACUGCCCCUCCGGGGGAUUGAAGGGGGCCCCCCGCUUCACCAAAUCCUCUACUUAAAGGAGGGAAGCCCACCCUGAUACAGGUGCAGGCGGGAGACGUGGAGGCCCCCUGUGAGUAACGAGAGCCCUUUUAGAGGCAGAGUGUGACUAAGUCCUCUCUGAACGGACAACUCCUCUGUCUUACAUUCAUGAGUGUCAUUAAAAGAUGUCUUAAUUUAACCCUUUCUUUAGUACAAAAGUCAACAAGCUGAGACCAAAGGGGUGAUGGUGGGUGUGUUUCACAAGUGCAUUCACGAGCUCUUCCUUCCGAACCCCUACGAACUCUUGAUACCGCCAAGCAUAGCACCUUCGGAAUGUCCUGAAUAGGCAUUAAAUGCAAAAAAAAAAAAAAGUAAACAGCCAGAUAUUUUAUGAGAAUGACAUGUGGAUGAAUUAGGUGCCCAGUGGAUUGGCCACCCCUGUCAGGUGUGAUGACAAAGCAAGUUCCCUACGGCCCACACAGACCUGUACUUCUCUAGGCUCGUGUUUGCUACAAGUAGUGCUCAUAAAGCUAGUGAAAUUGCAUGUGCAAUACGGAAAAUUGUCAGUGGACUGCGCCUCGUGGAAGAAAAGAUGCAAAAGGGAUGUAAUGAAAAUGAUGUCCACUUUGUCUUCAGCAUUUUCUGCAUUUUAUACAGAGCAAGAAAACUCCGUGUGAACCAGUCAUGUGUGUAACAGGUAAACAGAAACCUUUUUAUGAAGCACCAGCAGUGUUUUUAAAAUAAACUUCCAUUAAAUUUUGUUUUAUUUUUAUACUUUUGCUUCAAGAUUUCACCAUUUAAAACUCCUAUGAUGGCUCUGAAGUGGAUCAAUACAUUGAACCACUGUCUUUCAAUCUGCCCUCCCCCCAAACACUCCCUCAUUUUGCUGCUUUUUCAAAAACUUCCAUGAGUGGAAAGGUUAUUCACAAAUGUCUUGAACUCACUGUUCUAGAAUCAAAGUGCAUGUACAUCGACUGUUCUCAAAAUGUGAAAGGAUCUGUUGCCAACCCAGUGUCACUAUGAGGACCUGCCUUUCCCCUAGGACAGGGUCAGUUGCCUUAAGGUACAAUUUGCAAAUUUAGGAACGUGUGUCUUACAGUGAAGGGGCAGAGUCUUAAGAAUCAAAGGCACACACCACUAUAACUGUACCUUCUAUCACACUUAGCUAUACCUCAUGAACAGCUUUUUGUGAGUGUACACACAUUAAAUAAGCCUGGGCUAUUAUUUUUAUGCUGCCGAGACCCAUGAUUAAACCACGAUUCCUGGAAAGUGCAGGUUUGAUGAGCAGGACAUAUCACCUGACAUUUUUCAAUAAAGUACCGUAAAAUGCU